Molecule: messenger RNA, 1560 nt
Organism: Humulus lupulus (European hop)
Lineage: Eukaryota; Viridiplantae; Streptophyta; Magnoliopsida; Rosales; Cannabaceae
Product: probable LRR receptor-like serine/threonine-protein kinase At1g53430
Exons: 6
Coding region: 678-1454 (258 amino acids)
Biological process (GO): protein phosphorylation
Molecular function (GO): protein kinase activity; ATP binding
Source: RefSeq, a predicted model, not a curated record
UUAUUCUCUUCUUCUUCUUCUUCUUGUCACCAUUAAUCCAAUGGAAAGCCCAAGCUGGCGUUACUCUUCCAACGGCUGAAGGUGAAAAAGCUCUCUCACUUUUCUUGCUUUUGUUUUAAUAUUAACCCUUUAGUGAUCGAAAAGCUAUAAUAAUUGCUAGCUACCUACUUAUUAACUGCCUUGUGUUGGUCUUGUUCUUGUUCUUCUUUUGAUCACUAAAGGGUUAAUCUUCUUCUUUGGUUUAUAAUUAUUAUUAUUAUGCAGUGGAAGCCAUUAGAGAAAUAGCUGCACAACUGAACAAGACAGACUGGAACUUCGAUGACCCUUGUAGUAACCAAUCGACUAUUGAUAAACCACGCACAGAAAAGUACAUUAAUGAAAUAGUAUGCAAUUGCUUCAUCCCUGCUCAUAAUGAAUGCCAUAUCCCUGUUCUUUCUCUUAACCCUUAAUUUCUCUAUUUUAAACUCCUUUCAUUUGUUUAUAAUAACACUCUCUUAAGUUCAGGGCCUUGGAGAGCAACUUGUUUUCUGGAACUGUUCCCUCUGAGCUUGGGAAAUUGGUGAACUUGACUUAUUUGAAUCUUAAUGCAAACAAUCUCACUGGAGAGUUCCCUUUGUCUCUCACUAAUCUCUCCAAGUUAUCCGUGCUGAAAGCAACUGUUGUUGGUUUAUGAAUACAUGGAAAACAAUAGCCUAGCACAUUCUCUAUUUGGUUCUGAAGAAGUUGAAGUGAAAUUAGACUGGAAUACAAGGCAAAGAAUAUGUAUAGGCAUUGCAAGAGGUCUGGCUUUCCUACAUGAGGAAUCAGCACUGAAAAUUGUACAUAGAGACAUCAAAGCCACAAAUAUACUACUAGAUAGGGAACUUACCCCAAAAAUAUCAGACUUUGGUCUGGCCAAACUAAAUGAAGAGGACAACACCCACAUUAGCAGUAGAGUUGCUGGAACUAUAGGAUAUAUGGCCCCUGAAUAUGCACUAUGGGGUUACUUAACUGAUAAAGCAGAUGUCUACAGUUUUGGAGUAUUGACAAUGGAAAUUGUGGCUGGAAAAAAUAACAUGAAAUACCACCCUAAUGAAAACUUUGUGUGCCUUCUAGAUUGGGCCCUAUUCUUGCAACAAAAGGGGGAUGUAAUGGAGCUGGUGGAUCCAAAGUUGGGAUCCAAAUUCAAAAAAGAAGAGGCAAAACGAAUGAUUAAGGUAGCUCUAUUGUGCACAAAUCCAUCACCCUCACUUUGCCCCACCAUGUCUACAGUAGUAAGCAUGCUUGAAGGUCGAACUACCAUCCCUGAACUGGUUAUGGAUUCAAGUUCUCAUGAUGAUCCGUUCAGGUUGACUGGGUUGCGAGUCAAGCUUGAUCAGAUUUCACAACAAACCUCCAGUAGUGAAUCUCAUAGUUUUCUUGCUCAGUCAUCCAACUCAUCAUCAAUGUGGAUUGAUUCUGGGGGAUGUGCAUGAUCUCUUUAUCUUUAGUGAGAGUCUUUACAUUUAGGUAAGUUAAAGUGUGAACUAGAAUUAUUUGCAAACAAUUAAAGAAAACUAUCUUUUAUGAUUUUAUUAUUCA